This is a messenger RNA of Aspergillus heteromorphus CBS 117.55, 1415 nucleotides long. Its product is annotated as isovaleryl-CoA dehydrogenase. Gene Ontology annotation, molecular function: 3-methylbutanoyl-CoA dehydrogenase activity; flavin adenine dinucleotide binding. The record is from RefSeq and is a predicted model, not a curated record. The transcript has 6 exons. The coding region runs from base 65 to 1360 and encodes 431 amino acids. Gene Ontology annotation, biological process: L-leucine catabolic process. NCBI's taxonomy places the organism in Eukaryota, Fungi, Ascomycota, Eurotiomycetes, Eurotiales, Aspergillaceae.
GCCCGAGUUGCUUUUCCUUCUUCUCUCAUCCCAUCGUGUUUCUCUUCGCGGUGUACCUAGCAAGAUGGCCGCCCUUCCCAGAUUCCCUCUCUUUGUUCGCACGUCGUCCCGGACUCUGGGCCGAUGGAGGAAACCCCUCAUCCAGCCCCCCGCAUUUCGAACUCUGGUCACCAAGCACCCCAAGGACUUUGUGCCUCCCACGGAGGAUGAUUUGCUGGAGCUGCGUGAGCGUGUUCAGGAAUUUACCCGGCGGGAAAUCCCCGAGGACGUCGCCGCGCAAACAGACGCACAGAAUGAGUUCCCGGCGGAGAUGUGGAAGAAAUUAGGUGAAGCAGGGUUUCUCGGUAUCACGGCGAAUGAAGAGUAUGGCGGUCUGGGGAUGGGAUACCAGGCUCACUGUAUCGUGAUGGAAGAAAUAAGUCGCGCAUCUGGCAGCAUUGCUCUGUCAUAUGCCGCGCACUCCCAACUUUGUGUCAACCAGCUCUCCUUGAACGGUACCGCGGAGCAAAAAGAACGCUUCCUUCCUGGUCUUCUAUCCGGUGAAAAGGUUGGUGCCCUUGCGAUGUCAGAACACUCAGCGGGAUCCGACGUGGUCAGCAUGAAGACCACUGCAAAGGCCGUCGACGGUGGGUGGCUAUUAAACGGAACGAAGAUGUGGAUUACCAACGGCCCCGAUGCAGACUUUAUCGUCGUAUACGCAAAGACAGAGCCCGAAAAAGCCUCCAAGGGCAUCACAGCCUUUGUCGUAGAAAAGACCUUCAAGGGGUUCUCAUGUGCCCGCAAGCUCGAUAAGCUGGGCAUGCGCGGCUCCAACACCGGUGAGCUGGUCUUCGAGGAUGUCUUCGUGCCCAAGGAGAAUGUCAUCGGGGAGGUGAACCGCGGUGUGAAGGUCUUGAUGGAGGGAUUGGAUUUGGAGCGUCUUGUUCUUAGCGCUGGUCCGUUGGGAAUCAUGCAAGCCGCUCUCGACCUUGUCCUCCCCUAUACUCACGUCCGCAAGCAAUUCGGUAUGCCCAUUGCCCACAACCAGCUAAUCCAGGGUAAACUGGCGGACAUGUAUACCAAGCUUGCGGCCUCUCGUGCCUACACAUACGCCACUGCGCGACAGAUCGACAACUCGGCUGCAGAGUCAUCCGGGGCCUUGAUCCGGACGCAGGAUUGCGCCGGAGCUAUUCUCUAUGCCGCGGAGAGGGCAACGGAGUGUACCCUAGAUGCUAUCCAGCUUAUGGGCGGGAACGGAUACAUCAACGAGAUCCCCGCGGGACGUCUCCUGCGGGAUGCAAAACUAUAUGAGAUCGGGGCUGGGACGAGCGAGAUCAGACGGAUGGUCAUUGGGCGGGCGUUCAACAAGGAGUUCUCAUAGGUAGUAGACCUUCAAUGAUCCCUUAAAAAUAUACCAUCUCUACAUUACAUGCGUU